GUAUGAAUUUAAGAAUUUAUACUUUGUCAAUUAAAAUACAACUCUUGACGUAACUGAAUUUUAUUUAAUGCAAUGGGCUGGUCUGACUGCUGGGUUUGCUUUCCUUUCAUUUUCCUCCAUUGAUGUCCUUUCUUCCUAAAUUUUUUUUUACAUAAAAAAUAAUUAAAUUAAAAUAAAAUAAAGAUACCCAAAUUAUGAAACUUUCCAAGUACAAAACUCCCAAUAUUUCCUAUUAACCCUUGUUGUUCUGUUCUUUACCCUUACUCCAACACAAAACCCUGAUUCUUCUCUACUUUUUCUCUUCCUCCAAUAUCUCUGUUUUUAAUCAAAAAAACCCAGAAAAAUCAGACAAAACCCAGAAAAAUCAAACAAAAACCCACAAAAUUAAACAAAACCCAUUGAAAUUCAUAGUAUAAUAUUUUGUGGGUUUUGAUUAAAAAUGAGAAACAUAGCAACAUGUUACAGUGAACAUGCUGUAAGAGUUUCAGAUUCAUAUUGUUCAGGACCAUUAAACAAGUCUUAUAUCUCUCCAAAAUCAACACCUUGUAUACAAAAUGUUGUCAGUUGUACAUACAAAACCCAAAUUUCUAACCAAAAAAACCUCUUCAUCACAAUUACAUGGUGUAACAAGUUAAUCUGCCAAGGUUUUUUCAUCAAAAUCAGUGAAAAGAAUCUAAGGCAAAAUCAUUACCAACAUGGUUUUCAUCAAUUACCCAAAAUAAAGGGUACUAAAUUAUUACAAGAUUUUCGUGAUCAGAAAUCAAACAGUAUUACAGUUCAUUGGGAUCUUUCAUCAGCAAGUUUCGAGGCCGGGCCAGUGCCAAUAAAAGGGUUCUACAUCAUCAUCUUGGUGGAUUCAAAACUGACACUAAUGUUAGGAGACAUGGAAGAUGAUCCUGUAGUGCAGAAUUUUGUCAUUGGAUCAUCAAUAGUUCCGAAACUCGCAUUGAUCACUCAAUGCGAGCAUUUUAGUAAUGUGCAGUGGAAUAACCAAGUGAUUACUAAGGCGAAAUUCAACAACUGUGAGAUAGAGCAUGAGAUAAUGAUCAAGUGUUGCCCUGAAGACGACGGGCCGAGAAGCCCGGUGUUAUCUGUUUAUAUUGAUAAGAAGAGGGUAGUUAAGAUAAAGAGAUUGCAAUGGAACUUUAGAGGAAAUCAGGUGAUAUUUGUGGAUGGGUUGUUGGUAGAUGUAAUGUGGGAUGUUUAUGGAUGGUACUUUGAUCAAACAGUUGGUAGUUUUAAUGAUAAUAAUAAGAGUGGAAGUGGUGUUUUUAUGUUUAGGAUAAGAAGUGGUUUAGAUAGUAGGCUUUGGUUGGAAGAAGAAGAGAACAAAUUGGGUGAUAAACCUCAAUUUUCUUUGUUGAUUUCUGCAUCUAAUAACAAUAACCAUGGUUGAUCCUAUGUUUGUUUUUUGUGUUUUUUUUUGGAGGGGUUAAUUAGUUUUCUUAUGUAUAGUCUUUUACCAAAAAUACAAUGGAAUUAAGUAUAAACAAGAUUCUAUGAAUUGUACAGAAACUUUGCUCCUUUCAAGGAAGAUUUUGAGGGGACGUUGAAUUAUGAUA
Messenger RNA from Beta vulgaris subsp. vulgaris (sugar beet), 1562 nucleotides. RefSeq lists its product as hypothetical. The transcript has a single exon. The record is from RefSeq and is a predicted model, not a curated record. Lineage: Eukaryota; Viridiplantae; Streptophyta; Magnoliopsida; Caryophyllales; Amaranthaceae. Bases 440 to 1396 code for a protein of 318 amino acids.